Peronospora belbahrii is the source of this 792-nucleotide messenger RNA. The record is from the annotation of a GenBank genome assembly. NCBI's taxonomy places the organism in Eukaryota, Oomycota, Peronosporomycetes, Peronosporales, Peronosporaceae.
AUGGAGCCCAUUGCUAAGCGCCUAAAACAGUCCGCAGAGAGCGCUUUGUACACAACGAGAGAGAGUAACACAGAGAAGGAGAUUGCUGAGCGUAUACGUCGUCUAGAGGCUGAGCUCCAAGAUGGAAGUCAUGAGGACUCGAGCACCUCUGACUCUGAUUCCGACAAUGACAAAACCAAAACAGUCGUGAGUCUGUCCGCGUAUGCUUCAGACCGUAUUGAGUCGCUGCCUGAUAAUAUGCUACCACCUGCUAGACCAUCGUCGGUCCUGCCAUCAGUCAAGAAGAAACGUAAGAAGACUCAGCAGGAGGAAAACGAACAAGCAGCGAACAAAACGCUAGAGCUACUAGGCGACGCGCUGACGUUCCCCAAGAAGGUCCCGUUUGCAUGCAAGCCAUGCAAGUUUAUCGGAAAGAAUAUAGAAGAUUUAAAGGCGCAUCGAGCGUCCGAGGAGCACCUAAAGCGCGCAGAGGCUGGAGAUAAGGCAUUGCACUGUGUUUUGUGCAAUAAAUCGUUCACUAGUCAAGCCCAAGUCGACGAACAUCGUCUAGGCAAGUGGCACAAGCAGCGUGCCCAGCAGAAGAAAGAGAGACGCACUGUAAAGGUUUGCUAUGACUUUAUGCGUGGAGAAUGCAAGUGGGGCGAUCGUUGUAAUUUUGAACACACGGAGACGAAGGCCAUGCGUUCUGGAUGUGCAUUUAAAAAGACACGUAGCCGAGUGUGCAGCAGCUUUGCACAAACCAAGAAAUGCCGCUUUGGUGACAAGUGUCUGUUCUCGCACGACACAAAAUAG